Molecule: messenger RNA, 1830 nt
Organism: Peniophora sp. CBMAI 1063
Lineage: Eukaryota; Fungi; Basidiomycota; Agaricomycetes; Russulales; Peniophoraceae
Source: the annotation of a GenBank genome assembly
AUGGCAUCUCUCGGAUCCGCUCAGGCUCUUCAGUAUGAAGAGAUCGUCUCUCCCGGCGUCGCGGGCUUGAAGAGUAUUCAAGAGCUCUCUCUCGCAAGUUAUCAACCUCUGAAUUCGGCAGACCUACCGCUCAAUCCCGCUGCGCACGGGCUGCCCGCGGAGCAAUCGUUCGCAUCUGGCCGAUCGUCCGAAAAGGGAACCAUCCAUUCUUUGCCGGUCGAAGUCCUCUCAAUGAUCUUCGCCGCUUCAAUCCAGCCGUUAGAGGAUCAAGAUCACAACGAGCUUAUUGACACGGACCUCCGUCUCGUCUGCCGCAAGUGGAGAGAUGUCAUCGACAGCACUCCGCAACUCUGGACAUACGUACUCCUGAGGCAACGUCGGUUCACCCCUAAGCAAUUGAGCUCCAUCAUUGCUCGAAGCAAGGCCUGCCCUCUUGAGCUUCGCGUACACAUCCAAUGCUUGGCUGCUUUCAACGAGCUACUGGCCGUUCUUCAACCCGAGAUGGCUCGUACGCGCUAUCUCUACCUCAGCUGCGAACCUUGCAACAUGCAUCUGGACCUGACAACUCGCAAGGACUGGCCGUCUCUGUACAACAAUGCUCUGGGCGUUAUGCGCGAACUGAUGAAGAUGCCCACGCCGAUGCUUGAGGUUCUCGACCUUCGGAUGAUGCAGGUCUCCGACGAUGUCUUCUCAGGCGUCCUUUCACCGAACUUGCGCUCUAUACACCUCCUCGACUGCAAUCCUGUCCCGCCCGGAUCUAGCUUCUUCAGCGCUCCCCUUACCAGUCUGGUCAUCGACUACUGUCGCUCCUGGGAGACCGUCGACGACAUGCUUGCCACCAUCUCGGCAAUGCCGCAUCUCCAGCGAUUCCAGUGGGAUACGGACAGCUAUGAUACGCACCCUCUGUUCGUCGAUCCGGGGGCAUAUCAAGCCAAGUCGUUGCAUCUCCACAAGCUCGAGCAUCUCGAGCUCUCGUCAAGUAUCGACAACGUCAUGAUGCUCGUCGGUAUCAUCGACUUCCCUCCAUCGGCGUCCCUCAUCGUCUCGGGCGAGCUCUUCGACCGGCCAGCGAUCAACACGGCGCCUUUCAACGACUUCCUGAACAGGGUCGGUCAUGAUCUGGAGCCGCAUGUCAGGCGGUCUUUCGUCGAGGAGACGACUGGCUUCACGAGCCUCACCAUUCACGCCUACCGAGGGACCAACGAGGACGGAUUCGGCGCCAUAUUCUCCCUCCCAAGCGGCGGGACCAGCGCUCUCCCCAAGAUGCUCGAGUUCGGUGUGUUCUGGGACGAGGAGAACCGGAACGAGUACCUGGCGAUCUUACAACGCAUGUUCACCUGGCCGGGCAUGCGCAACACUGUAACGCGCCUGGUCGUCGACCACGAGCUCUUCAUGGCGACCGAGUCGCGCUCGUGGUACACCAUCAUGCGCGCGCUGCCCAGCCUCACGGAGGUGAGCGCCAGCGGGCCCGCCGCCCUGCACUUCGUGCGUGCCUUGCGCGCCCUCGCAAGCUCGCUGUCGCCUGCUGAGAGGGGCGUCGCGGCGCGGAUGAAGGCCAUUGUCUUGAUCGAUGUCAAGAGCUCGGAGCUCAGCCAGGAGCUUCUCCACAUGCUUCACGAGCGCAAAGCGCUUUGUCUUCCUCCGCUCGACAUCGACCUGAAGGAUUGUACCGUCGACGAGAAGACGUUGUCUACGUUGAGAGCUCACGCGAAGGUCAAGAGCGUACAGUGGUCCGUGUCGCCCGAGCCUGCUUUCGUCGAGGAAGAAACAGAAGAACACUGGAGCGAAGAGGAUUAUGAGGAGCACGCUCUCACGUUUUUCAUGGGUUAG